AUGGCUAUGCCCUACCCUUUCACCAGCCUCCUCCUUCUCCUUGUUUUGCCCCUUUCCCAAGCUGCGAACCAGUCCCCACUGCCCCUUGGCUCCCUGCCUGCUGUCCCCACCCUGCCCCUCCUGCAGGCCCUGCAAACGCGGGCUCCAGGCAGCCUGGGCUGGCAGGCGGGGCCAGCCAGCGGACAGCCCCUGCGCUACAUGCUGAAUCUGUACCGGCGUGCUGCUGACCGCGAAGGCCGACCCCGCCGCAGCCGCAGCCUAGGCACCAACACCAUCCGCCUGGUGCAGGCCAGCUCCCAUGGGGGUCAGCCCUGGGCAGGUCGCUGGUACUUGCAGGCCCUCACCUACCACAUGGAGGGCCAGCCAGAGGUCGAGCACCUCCUCAGAGCUACUGUGGUCUACCUGCCCAGUCUGUCACUGGCCCACGGUCGCCUUCUCUGUGCUCUGGAGCUGGUGAUGGCUGGCGAGCCGCCCAGGGUGCUGCUCAGCCCUACUGCCCGUUCCCAUGAUGGCUGGGCCGAAGUUGAUGUCACCCCUUACCUGGUGCUGGGGAACAGCAGCAUGGGGAGCCUGGCACUGCGGCAUGUCUGUGUGCGUGCUGGCCGAGCAGGAGGCCACGAUGCCCCUGUGGCCCCCGGCCACCCUUUCCUCCUUCUCUACCUUAACGACACUCAGGCAGGGUUCACACCUCUGGCAGCAGAGCCCCACCGACACCGACGUGAUACAGGGACAUUGGCUCAUGACCUGCCCAAGUACCUGCGGGAGCAGGGAGGGGAGAAGAGUGACUGUUCCCUCCGCCCCUUCCCUGUCAGUUUUGCACAGCUGGGCUGGGACCACUGGAUCAUCGCUCCUCACCGCUACAACCCACGCUACUGCAAGGGCACCUGUCCCCACCUGCUCCGCUAUGACUUCCACGCACCCAACCAUGCUGUGGUGCAGAGUUUUGUUCAUCAGCUUGUGGAUGCCAAUGUGCCCCGGCCCUCCUGUGUGCCCUAUCGCUACAGCCCCAUCAGUGUCCUCAUGAUUGAGCGCAAUGGAGGCAUCCUGUACAAGGAGUAUGAGAACAUGAUUGCAGAGUCCUGCACUUGCCGGUAA
Molecule: messenger RNA, 1095 nt
Organism: Melospiza georgiana
Lineage: Eukaryota; Metazoa; Chordata; Aves; Passeriformes; Passerellidae
Gene: BMP15
Product: bone morphogenetic protein 15
Exons: 2
Coding region: 1-1095 (364 amino acids)
Biological process (GO): BMP signaling pathway; SMAD protein signal transduction
Cellular component (GO): extracellular region
Molecular function (GO): growth factor activity; cytokine activity
Source: RefSeq, a predicted model, not a curated record